AUGGUAAAAAAUAUAAAGAGAUACCGAAAACAGCUUUCUAAGGCACUAAAUCCGAUCGCGGCAGUUGACCAGAACGGCAAAUUCGUGUACCUAGAUUUCAUCCCGACCACAUACCUGCUUCCACAGGACUACACUCUGUUUGCCGAAGAAUUUAAGAGGAAUCCUCGCGCAACUUGGAUAGUCAAACCUAGCGCCAAAGCACGUGGUGUUGGUAUUUUCAUCGUCAAUCGGCUUUCACAAAUCAAAAAGUGGGGUAGGGAAGGUCGCGCUGCAAAUAAAAACGCAUUUUCAUUGCCGCAUGUGACACGCGAAACGUAUGUCAUUUCCAGGUACAUCGAAAACCCCCUCCUUAUUGGUGGAAGGAAAUUUGAUCUUCGCAUGUAUGUUCUCGUCACAUCGUUUAGACCGCUGAGGUGCUACGUUAAUAAGCUUGGUUUCUGCCGUUUCUGCACAGUGCGAUACGACAAAAGAGAAUCCGAACUGGGAAACAUGUUUGUCCACUUGACAAAUAUUUCAAUUCAAAAGCAUGCUGUCGAUUAUAACCAUCGUCACGGCGGAAAGUGGAGCAUCCAUAACCUUAGGCUCUGGCUUGAAGGCACACGAGGUAAAGAAGUUGCGGAUAGGUUAUUUAACGAGAUUUACUGGAUGAUGUAUCACUCUCUACAGUCUGUCACGGAUGUAAUCAACAAUGACCGCCACUGUUUUGAGUGUUACGGCUAUGACAUCAUCAUCGAUGAUAAAUUAAAACCCUGGCUAAUUGAAAUAAAUGCCUCACCGUCUCUAAGUUCAACAACUCAACUCGACAGGAUAAUGAAGUAUAAACUUAUCGAUGAUGUGUUAAAUAUUGUCGUCCCGGAUAAUCAGGUCCCAGAUACAAAGGUUUCGAAACCCACUAAAGACCUGUCUCUGGGAGACUUCGAAGUUCUAUAUGAUGAAGAAGAGGCACAAGCCGAGUCAAAUGCACAUACUUCUCGAACAUCGACAACACAGACGAAAAAGCCAUAA
This is a messenger RNA of Echinococcus granulosus, 1005 nucleotides long. RefSeq names its product putative tubulin polyglutamylase TTLL1. The transcript has a single exon. NCBI's taxonomy places the organism in Eukaryota, Metazoa, Platyhelminthes, Cestoda, Cyclophyllidea, Taeniidae. Gene Ontology annotation, biological process: microtubule cytoskeleton organization; protein polyglutamylation. Gene Ontology annotation, cellular component: cilium. The record is from RefSeq and is a predicted model, not a curated record. Gene Ontology annotation, molecular function: tubulin-glutamic acid ligase activity; tubulin binding; ATP binding. The coding region runs from base 1 to 1005 and encodes 334 amino acids.